AUUUAUAUAAAAACUUCAUUACCAAUACAACCAUGUUUCCAAACAAAAUCACAUACAUUUAAAGUUGUCUAACCACACACACAUUUUAUGUACGACUCUAACAACUAUAAAACCACGUUCACUUCAGUCAACUAUGAAACCACGUUCACUUUAUGCUAGACAGACACUGCAGUUCCAAAUUGUCUGUCCGCCAAACAAAAUACAAACAAAUGACGAAAAACAACAUACUCUUCUCCUAGACUAACAAAUACAGACACUGCACUUACAAGUUGUCUGUCAGGAAAGACAACCCUUUUUUUCGAAAACACACCAAAAAAUGGAAAAAUCGAGAAAAGUAGAUCUGCUCAAGUCAUUCUAAGCUUCUUGAUCUGCACUUUCGCCGUUGUCUCCCCACGUCACCGAGCUCUCCCCUUCGUCCGAUUACUUUAGCUCUUCCAUUUGAAAAUGAAAAAAAGCAGAAGAGGAGAGAAGCAGGAGAAGAAGCUUGGAGGGAGAAAAGAUUGUAAAAAUGAAAAGACUUGAUUGGGAGAGAUCUUGAAAUGGAGAAGAAAUCAAGAUUUGGAGAAAAGAGAAAGAAAGGGGAGGGGAUGGGGGGCUGCGUGAAAAGAAAACAUGGAGGAGAGAGGGAGGGAAGGAGAAGAAAAGUGGGGGAGGGGAGAGGGUUUUGGAAAGGAGUAAAAGGGAUGGUAAAAAGGAGAGUAUUUAUAUGGGGUAAGAAAUGAGGUAACUAUGGGGUACCUAUAGCAAAUUUCAAAUUACCGUGCAUCUGUGACACUACGGAAACAAUUCCCACUACCUUUCCUCCCUAUUCCCCAAGCAUCUCAUCCAAUCCAGAGAGAGAUAAUUCCGGCGACCGGGAAAUCCGAGACACAACCCUAUACUCUGUUCUGAUCUUUCGAUUUCUCCCUGAUCUGACUCGGUUUCUACAUCACGGAAGAUCAAUCAACUCUUUUGGCUGCAGGUCUAUCCGCAUUACAACUUACUGCGAGGUUUUAGUUCGUUGAAAAAAAUCUUCUGUGCCAUUUUUAGCGCUUCUGGUGGGAAUUUCUUUCAGGACUGAGUGAUCAUUUUGAAGGAGGAUAAAAGAAGAAAGACGAGGCCUUUUGGUCUGAUGGCACCAAGCACGAUUAGGAAAGCUAUUGGGACUGUGAAGGACCAGACAAGUAUAGGGAUGGCUAAGGUGGCUAGCAACCUGGCUCCAGAGCUGGAAGUGGCUGUAGUGAAGGCGACUAGCCAUGAUGAUGAUCCGGCACGCGAAAAGUACAUUCGGGAGAUACUCCGUUUGACUUCGUAUUCCCACAGUUAUGUUAGUGCCUGUGUCUUUGCAGUUUCCAAGAGGUUAGGGAAAACUCGAGACUGGAUUGUCGCCCUCAAAUGUUUGAUGCUUAUUCACCGCCUGCUCAACGAUGGUGACACAGGAUUUCAACAGGAAAUCUUGUAUGCCAAGAGGAGAGGCACACGACUGUUGAAUUUGUCUGAUUUUAGGGAUGAGGCGCAUUCGAACUCAUGGGACCAAUCUGCUUUUGUCAGAACUUAUGCCUUAUAUUUGGAUCAAAGAUUAGAGGCAAUUCUAUUUGAAAGGAAUGGAAAUGGGGGAGAGAUUGAAAGAUAUAGGCCAUAUGAAGAUCAGCAACAGAGAUCACCCAUUGACUCAAAUAAGGUUUAUUAUGAGAUGAAGAGAUCAAGAUCAUCUGGGGAUGUUAUGGUUUCAAGUCAAGAUAUGAAGGACGUCACUCCAUUGAGAGAGAUGAAGCCUGAAAGAAUAUUUGGAAAAAUGAGUCACUUGCAGAGGUUAUUAGAUCGGUUCUUAUCAUGUCGACCAACGGGGUUGGCUAAGAACGAAAGGAUGAUUUUGGUGGCAAUGUAUGCUAUGCUGAAGGAAAGUUUCAAGCUGUAUUCAGAUAUGUGCGAGGUCUUAGCUGUGUUAUUGGAUAGAUUUUUUGACAUGGAGUAUCAAAAUUGUGUUAAGGCCUUCGAUGCUUAUGCUAAUGCAGCUAAGCAGAUCGAUGAGCUUGCUGGGUUCUAUAAUUGGAGUAAGGACAUUGGCCUAGCAAGAUCUUCAGAGUAUCCAGAAGUGCAAAGAAUUACCAGCAAGUUAUUGGAUACCUUGGAGCAGUUUUUGAGGGAUAGGGCGGCUCUUACAAAAAGCCCUGAAAAAAAGGUGGAGAGUCAGCCAGAAGUAACCAAGGAAGAGCCAACUCCUGAUAUGAAUGAUAUCAAGGCCUUACCUCCACCUGAAAACUAUACUCCUCCUCCUCCUCCACCGGAGCCUGAACCCUCUAAUGCUAUUGUUAAUCAGGAAAGCAUAGAUCUUUUGGUAGAUUUGAGAGAUGAUGGGAUAUCUGCAGAUGAUCAGGGCAACCAAUUGGCAUUGGCAUUGUUUGCCAAGCCUGAUCGACAAGAUGGUGAGCAAGAGGUGACAUCUGCUUGGCAGAACCCGGCAGCUGAGUGUGGUAAAGCAGACUGGGAGCUGGCUUUAGUGGAGUCGGCAAGUAAUCUGUCCAAUCAGAAAUCUGCAAUGGGGGGUGGGCUUGAUCCAUUACUGCUCAACGGAAUGUAUGAUCAGGGGAUAGUGAGGCAACAUGUGAGUACAGUCGGGUUGACUGGUGGAAGUGCUAGCAGUGUUGCACUGCCUGGACCAGGGAAGAGUGAAACACGAGUAUUGGCACUUCCAGCACCCGAUGGAAACGUCCAGACAGUUGGGCAGGACCCAUUUUCUGCUUCUUUGAGUGUUCCGCCACCUUCUUAUGUACAAAUAGCAGACUUGGAGAAGAAGCAGCAGUUUAUGGCGCAUGAGCAAAUGAUGUGGCAGCGGUAUGCGAGUGAUGGGAUGCACGGCCAAGCUUGUUUGGCUAGGAUCAGCACUGGUGCGUAUUAUACACCUGGCCCAGGCCAACCAUCAGUUUUGCCUUAUGGAUUGCCACUGGGAAACGGGAUGGGAAUGCCAGCUUUAGGGUACCAAUACAUCCCUUAUUGAUUUUGUUGUCCCAUGUUUUCACAGUUUUUUUAGUUUUUGGUUUUCCGCAACUGGCAUUGUCAUUGGAUACUUUUCCACUGUAUUUAGUGUAAGUAGGCCAAUAAGCGUAGAGGACAGAAGAUGAGAGAUUUGCUCCAUGCAUGAUGCAUGCUAAGUAGUGCUUCUUUCUGUUCUGUUAUAUUUUGGGUUAUGUUUAUAUUUUUGUCUUUGUGUUUUGUGAAGCUUAUUCUAUAACAUGUAUCUGAGUCCAAUGGUAUUUAAUAAAGUUUGCUUGACACAAUAUCUGGAUAAAAAACUGUAUCUUACUUCUGUACUUUGUGUAUUUUAUAAAACUUACGGAGUAUU
Molecule: messenger RNA, 3322 nt
Organism: Cuscuta epithymum
Lineage: Eukaryota; Viridiplantae; Streptophyta; Magnoliopsida; Solanales; Convolvulaceae
Source: the annotation of a GenBank genome assembly